GGAGCCGAUUCGCAUUUCGCACACCAUAAUUUCAAAGCAUCCAAACUGAGAGGUACACUGUGAGCUUUUGUGCGCUGCCAGAUACUAAUUAUCAAGUUUGUUUUUAUUAUCGUCAAGGCAAUUCCGUUUCGAAGUUCCAUUUUGUAAGGGGUCACUGAGAAAUGCACAAGAGAUGGGUCAUAUCAACUGGUAGUUUUGGGUAAAAAUCAUUUUGUGUUGCUAACUUUGUACUGACUAAAAAUGGGCACUGCCAUAGCCGAACACACAUCAGAUCAGCAGCGCAAGUAGUUGUGAAAGGAAACUCCAAUGGAAGAAACACGAGGCCGGGCUUAUCCAUCCCGUCAAUCUGAAUCUACCUCAUCUCAUGAUGGUGGUGCAAGAUCUGACGUCAUUGGGCAUGUGAAUCAUGGGUCUAAUGUAAGAGGACUGAAGAAAAGAGGUCAUGGAAGUCGUUCUUGGAUAAAAAUUUAUCAGGAUGGAAAUUCGAAGACUGUGACACUUGACAAAGCUACUAUUAUGAGAUGUUGCUCAUUGCCUUCCAGAGAUCUCCGACUAUUGGAUCCUAUGUUCAUUUAUCCAUCUACCAUAUUAGGACGGGAGAAGGCUAUUGUAGUCAGCCUUGAACAAAUCCGAUGUAUUAUAACUGCUGAUGAGGUUUUUCUAAUGAAUUCCUUGGAUGGAAGUGUUGGCCAGUACAAGUCAGAAUUAUGCAAUCGGCUUCAAAAAGAAAAAUCUGAUGAUCUGCCAUUUGAACUCAGGGCACUGGAGCUGGCUCUGGAGUUGACAUGCUCAUCUUUGGAUGCCCAGGUGAAGGAACUAGAAAUGGAAAUGUAUCCUGUACUAGAUGAGCUAACCUCAUCCGUCAGUACUCUUAAUCUAGAACGUGUUCGGAGAUUUAAAGGCCACCUCCUUGCAUUGACUCAACGAGUCCAAAAGGUUCGUGAUGAAAUAGAGCAUCUAAUGGAUGAUGAUGGGGACAUGGCUGAGAUGUGCCUGACUGAGAAGAAGAGACGAUUGGAUACAUACCCUUUAAGUGAUCUUUUCCUUCAGACGCAUUUAUCAGGAUCUGGAACAGUGAUUUCAAAAUCAGCUCCUGCUUCACCAGAGCGGACCUUGAGUGGCGCUGAGGUGUUGCAAAGGGCUUUCAGCAACAUUGGAAAUUCAAGUAAAUAUGGCAGCUUAGCUGGUUCAUCUGAUAAUGAGGAAAAGAUUGGACCACUUGAAAUGCUGCUUGAAGCGUACUUUAUUGUCAUUGAUAACACUCUUAAUAAUUUAUUUUCGCUGUUGGGUAAGAAAGUUGCUUGUGUGACUAUCUUUGCUCUUGUGGCCUCUGAAUUUUGCUACUGA
Molecule: messenger RNA, 1347 nt
Organism: Neltuma alba
Lineage: Eukaryota; Viridiplantae; Streptophyta; Magnoliopsida; Fabales; Fabaceae
Product: magnesium transporter MRS2-5
Exons: 6
Coding region: 307-1347 (346 amino acids)
Biological process (GO): magnesium ion transport
Molecular function (GO): magnesium ion transmembrane transporter activity
Source: RefSeq, a predicted model, not a curated record